AAAUCCUCCACCCAGAUCCUCCACCCAAAUCCUCCACCAAGGCUCAGCAGAGGCCGUGGAUCUUGGUCAGCACGCACUUCCGUCCUGCCCUGACGUCUGGGUACCAAGCAACUACCAAUGUCUCCGAAAUGAGCGGUGGUCUCAUCUCACCCGCCCAGGGCAGACAGGGCAGACAGGGCAGACAGGCCGUGGCGAGAUUGCCGACUUAUCCUCGCCAGCCAUCAGAGCCAUGCUGUCAGAUGGAGCGCUCCUCGCUCUUCCGCACCAGAGACCCGCCCGGGCGGCAAAAGAUCCGAGAGACCACCCAGUGGUGGGGAUUCAACUCGGCUGCGUCGUGUGGAGCAAAACAUGCCAAAGGAUCAGUUGCCGUUGUUGCCUGCGCACCGGUUUUCAGGCGGUUCAUAAGGAUGGAAGGCUCGCUCUCACGAGGGCUCUGCGCCCAACCGGCCGGUGUUUUCAGCCUCUUCUGAUACUGAACACGCUUGCACCCAUCAAGGACAGGGUAUCAGGCCUUUCGGAUUCGAGCCGAGGAAAUCCAGUCAGAUGUCCUUCUGGCUGCGGCACAUCUGGCUCUCCUCCAUAGCGUCUUCUGGUCCCCGCCCUCGGACUUAAGAUGGAUAUUCCAGCGGCAUCCACAACGUCGGACGACUUUACAUUCGAGCUGGCAAAAAUCCCACAAGAUCCCUUCCUCCCGCAGGGCCUACUCAACCGCCCAGCCUUUCUCGAUACGCAAGCCUGUCUCUGCGCCUACAGACAGACGCCUAUUUCAGACAGCAGCGCCGCGGCAUGGGAGUGCAUAGGAAACCAGACGAAUGGGAUUGAUGUAUACACAGGGGGAAAGUGGUUCAGGCCGACACACAGCGCCGUCAUCUCCAGACAAGACGUGACUCUUGGUCCAAUAUGGGACGCAUCCAAUGGACCUGAUCUCAGCACGCCAUUGGUCUUCGACCGCGAGCAGGAUGAUCUCGUCACAGUUGGCGACUCGAGCCUCAGCCCGUACGACGCCGCUUGUACCGGCGUGAACCACACUAGGUUCUCUGAGACCUUCUACCGCGCGGUCAACCAGCGGGCAAACCACGAGACUAUGGUCGACGCCGCGCCAUGCUAUAGAAGCCCCUAUGCUGUUCCACUGCAGAUAAUGGGCCUGGAGAAGUGGCUGCGCGAGGGCUGCAAGGAGGGUUUCUUGUGUCGGAACAACACAGUUAACUCACUACCACAAUACUGCCCACCCCCUGACGUAUGCCAAAUAUCAAGAGCAGCAGGUAUGACCUGUCAGAUCUGGCAUGAAAACACCGGUAUGGGGCCGUUCGAGCCGGUCAUCUGCCAAGGCGGGUUCUAUUGCCCCAGGGGUGGCAUGGAGAAGUUCAAGUGCCCGGCUGGGCAUUACUGUCCCCCUGGCACGGCACAGCCAACGCCCUGUGCCGUCGGCAGCGCCUGCCCCGCUGGGUCUCUAUCCCAGCGCUUCUAUAUCCCUCUCGCGGUAUUGAUGAUCUUCGACGUGUGCCUGAUAGUUGGGAUGCUUCUUCUCACAGUCCGGAAACGUGCCAGGAGAAGCUCAGGCGUUCAUCCCUCUACGGCUGGAAACAUCGCAACCCGCCCCAGCCUGCGGCGAAUAAUGACCGAUCGAGCUACGGGGUACAGAAGUGUUCACGUCGACGAGGAGUUGUCACCCGUCUCCGAGCCUGGGACGCCUCGGCGCGCGCUGACAGGGUUUGAGGCUGCCCUGGCGAUGGAGCAGGGCCAACGGAUCCAGGACAUGACGGACUUGUCCCCCGAACUCAGGUCUUUCGUGCAGUCGAUGCAGAGGGCUACUGACGCCGCGCGCCUGGGCUUGUCCUUCCAGUACGCUGACCUCAGCUUCCAGCCCAAAGGGAUGGCAAGACCCAUCCUGCAGAACGUCACAGGAUCCAUCGACAGGGGCGCCCUGACUGCUGUAAUGGGCGGCUCGGGUGCGGGCAAGUCCACCUUUGUGAACGUGCUCAUGGGUAAGACUACGAACACGGGAGGUGUUGUCAUGGUAAAUGAUGCCCCAAAUAAGAUGAAAAGAUUCAGAAAGCAGGUUGGAUUUGUACCACAGGAUGAUAUCGUCCUCGCAGAACUUACUGUAUACGAGAACAUCCUGCAUAGCGCCCGCGUGCGUCUCCCGCGCACUUGGGAAGACAAGGAUAUUCGUGCCCACGUCGACAGUGUCAUUGACUGUCUCGAAUUGUCUCACGUCCGCGAUUCAAGGGUAGGAACUGUCGGAAAGCCAUUGAUCAGCGGUGGCCAACGGAAGCGCGUAAGCAUCGGAAUGGAGCUCGCAGCGGCACCAAUGGCGAUAUUUCUCGAUGAGCCGACAUCUGGUCUGGACGCAACGGCCGCGUCCUCGAUCAUUCGCACCCUCAAGGCGAUUGCCCGAAUUGGCAUAUCGGUGAUCGUGAUCAUUCACCAACCACGCAUGGAGAUAUUCGAGAUGCUGGACCAGCUCAUCCUGCUCGCGAACGGUCAGAUCAUCUACGAGGGCCCCGAGGAGUAUGUCCAACGGUACUUCGAGAACUGUGGCUUCAUUUUCCCGCGGCACGCGAAUUCGGGCGAUGUCGUAACCGAUAUCAUCACAGGCAACGGGCGUGCCUACAAGGCCAAGGGGGAUAUCAGCAGGGACUGGCUAAUCUCCAACUGGGCCGGUUCCCGUCAGCACGCUCAGAUAAAAGAACGCCACGCCUCGGCCGUGAGCACCUUGUCUUCAUCCCAUGGUCGCCGGCUAUCAGUUACGCCAUCGUCGCUGAUGAGUCUGAGCAGAAUCAGCCUCCCGAUAGACCAACACCAAUCACUGCGCGACCCGGCCAUGCUUGAGGCGCUGAAGAAGCGCGGGGCGCCACGGCUCAAGCAGACGUGGCUGUGCCUACGGCGGGCGAUGGUACAACAGUGGCGCGACAAGACAUCCUUCUGGUUCGAAAUGGCACUGGCUUCCGUGGCCGCGGCUCUCCUGGGCCUGGCACAGAACAGCCGGAACGGCGUUCUCUUCCGCGGGAUAUACGUGGGCGAGUUCUCGAUCCUCUCCAACGCGGUGGACCUCACGUCGGUCCCGCAGCUGUCGCUCCUCAUGGGCGUCGCCAUCGGACUCAUCUCCGCGGCCCCGGGGGUCCGCGUCUUCAGCGAGGAGAUGCUGCUCCACCGCCGCGAGGCCGAGGCCGGCCACUCGCGGCUGGCGUACUUCCUGGCCAAGGUGCUCUGCGUGCUGCCACGGAUGCUGGUCGCCUGCAUGCACUUCUCCACCAUCACACUCGUGCUCGCCAAGCCCGUCAUCCCCUGGGGCUUCGCGUUCGUGGCCAACCUGGGAUACUUCUGGUGCGUGUAUGGCAUGUCGGCCGUCAUCUCGAUGGUCGCGAAGCGGGAAGAUGCGCCCCUGCUCGCGACCAUGGCUUCCCUGAUCGUGGGUAUCCUCUGCGGGGCCGCGCCGACGCUCGCGCAGGUCUCGAAGUGGAACAUGGUCUGGCUCUGGCGCAUGUCGCCCGGCGUAUGGCUUAGCGAGCUGUACUUUGGCGAGCUCGUCAGGCCCUUUGGAUACCUGUACCAGACGGACAUGGCGGCUGCGGCGAUGGGCUACAGCCUGGACGCGACGUGGCGGAAUAUAGGGGUUUUGGUUGCCAUCGGCGUCGUGUACCGCGUGAUAGCAUAUGUUGGGUUGUUUUUGGGCAAGAGAAUCAGGAUCUGAUGGCAUGUGGAAACGGUCGUCCUAUUCCGAAGGGUUGGCGUUUACACAUGUUUCAUCUGCAUCGAUGGACAAAUAAGUGUACAAAUGGUUCAGAUCAUCUUUGAAGUAACAUAUGUCUUCAAAAAUACCUACUGAAGCUCCAGUCGGCUGGGGCCAAAAUAUCCCAAGC
Diaporthe batatas is the source of this 3863-nucleotide messenger RNA. RefSeq lists its product as uncharacterized. The transcript is spliced from 3 exons. The record is from RefSeq and is a predicted model, not a curated record. Gene Ontology annotation, molecular function: ATP binding; ATP hydrolysis activity; ABC-type transporter activity. Bases 614 to 3694 code for a protein of 1026 amino acids. NCBI's taxonomy places the organism in Eukaryota, Fungi, Ascomycota, Sordariomycetes, Diaporthales, Diaporthaceae.